CUUCCCCGCCGCGAGCUGCUCCGGCUCAAACUCUCCGUCCAACUUCUCCAGAGCAAAGAUGGAUGACACGGGAUGCGAGUACCGUCAAGCUAGGAUACUCUUUAGCAUCUUGUUCACGGUGGCCCCGGAGGUCGCUCAUGACCCCAAUUUGGGGAAUCGGUCGGUGUUUGUGACGGGAGUGACGCGGAUCACGACUGUCAAUGAUCUUAUCAAGUUGUUUCCACUCAGUACGGACGGUGUGGCGGCAGCUGUCGUCCGUGAUUUCGACACCGGCGAGCGCGCCGGCUUGGUGGUGCUCGCCAACGAGGCCGACUGCGACGAGGCUAUUGCCAGUCCAGUGGUUAAAUGUCUCAAGGCUCGAGAUGUGCUGAUGGCCCACCCAGGGUUGCUUGCUGAUGCGGCAGAGGAUCAUGCUGGAAGGAGUGCUACUGCAGCUCGAAUUCAGUCAUUAAUUCCAGCCGCUUACGUGGAGGAAGACAGUUUGGUCCAUCUGCGCUGCCUGUUUCUGAUCGGGGAGUACAAACUGAAAGAUCUGGAUGAGGAGCUGCUGCUGGCGAAAGUAAGCGUCUGUGCCAUCGUCACGUUCAAGGAGCUUGCCGUCCUUGUGUAUGAAGACGCACUCACUGCCGAAAAGGUGGCCAGGAGCUUGGCAGAGAGCGGCCAAUUUAGGAUCUAUGACUCGACCAUGUUCCCCUUGAGGGACAUGGCUGGAGCAGCUGCCGGCGACCACCAGCUGCGAGGUAUUAUCCCCAGCUGCUUCACCCAGCCAGAGUACUUGGGACGUAUUGUGCUGUUCAAAGGACUGAACACAGAGAACUGGGAUGCUCGCGAUGUCGCCCGCUAUGUCAACAAUGGAAUGGGGGGCCUCGAGGCUUUGAUCCUCCACCGGAGUCAGGACUUGGUUUUUGGUGUGUUCAGUAAUACACGUAAUGCUCGCCUUCAGCUGCGUGAGACAGAAGAGACAUGGAUCAGUAUCUUUGGACUGCCGCUGACCUGUGAGAUCCUGGACGAUGAUGAGCUUUUUGCCCCACAGGAUGAACCUGUCGUCGCGCAGCAUCCCAUGGCGCAGAACGAGCCUUUGGUUGCGCCGGAGGAGGAGGACGAGCAGGAGCUCGUGGCGCAGAACGAGCCUUUGGUUGCGCCGGAUGAGGAGGACGAGCAGGAGCUCGUGGCGCAGAACGAGCCUUUGGUUGCGCCGGAUGAGGAGGGCGAGCAGGAGCUCGUGGUGCAGAACGAGCCUUUCGUUGCGCCGGAUGAGAAGGAGCUCGCCGAGGAGGACGAGCAGGAGCUCGUCCUGCAGAACGAGCCUUUCGUUGCGCCGGAUGAGAAGGAGCUCGCCGAGGAGUACGAGCAGCAGCUCGACAUCCCUGCAUGUAGAAUUAACACACAAGUGCUCCGCCUGUCUACCGAGCUUGUAAAGUCCCGGAUCAACAGGGAUAUUAAGGCCUGUGCACCUGAUGAGGUCGAGAGGAUUGCUGAGGGCCUCAUCGAGUUGACUGUUUUUUCCCAGCCGUUCGCUGUCCGAUACAGCGAUUUCCCGGACAGGGCUGUGCUCCUGCUAGGGAUUCAGCCUGACAGGAGGGAGGAUCAGCUUGGCGCAGCAUUGAGGGCAUACGCUGGGCCUCAUGCCCUCGCUUUCUCUUUUGAGCAAGGUGCCGCUCUGGUUCUUUUCGAGAAGUUGAGCUCGGCCUCCGAGUUUAUGCAGAAUCGCCUCCGGAGCUGCUGGAGCCUUGACGUUGGCAACUGCCAGCGAGUGCCUGGAGCUGAGCGUUCCGCAGAGAUAGCAGACAAGGUAUAUGCAGAGCUGGACCUGUUGUACGAUACGCUUAUGAGAUGCGUGAACUUCGGGCUGUGACCUGUUAGAGUUUCAGCUAUUAUCCGUCCAUUCUCUACCUGUUACAGGAUUGCAGAGGUUGACCCAGAACUCGAUUAGGUGUAGAUUUGAGCUGUGACAUGUUGGAGUUUCAGCUAUCCAACGUCCAUUCUCUACUGUUGUAGUUACAGGAUUGCAGAGGUUCACCAGAACUCUAUUAGGUGUAGAUUUGAGCUGUGACCUGGUAGACCUUCAGCUAUUCUCUGUCCAUUCUAUACUGCUGCAGUUACAGGAUUGCAGAGGUUCACCAGAACUCCAUUAGUUGUAGAUUUUCAUCUUCUUUACCAUCUCUGAAACAAAGUGUACAAUGAUACCGAUACACAUUCUGCUGAUA
Lolium rigidum is the source of this 2207-nucleotide messenger RNA. RefSeq lists its product as uncharacterized. The record is from RefSeq and is a predicted model, not a curated record. The transcript is spliced from 3 exons. Bases 59 to 1855 code for a protein of 598 amino acids. NCBI's taxonomy places the organism in Eukaryota, Viridiplantae, Streptophyta, Magnoliopsida, Poales, Poaceae.